AAGAAGGAGAAAGAAAGAUUGUUGCUGGUGGAUGACAGAGAGGAAACGGUGGGGAGAGAGAACCUUGCACCAGCCUUUAGUAGCAAAGACAGAGGAGGAAAGGAGGAGAAACAGAGGGAAGAGGCCACCUCAAACCAAAGCCAAAUGCAGUCUAUUACCUCGACGGAGCCAGCACAGCUCUGCCUCCUGCACAGUUAUGGCCAGUGGCACUCUGAACAAUAACACCCUCAUCACUUCUUCCUCUUCUCCAAAAUGCUCUACCUUUUUUUCCUCGUCUCCUUCCUCAGAGCGAGACAGAGAUGAGAGAUACAGGAAGAGUGCAGUGCAGUAGUCCUAGUUUUCCUCUGAGCUUUAUUAAACCCCAGAAGUCAGCCCUGCCUGAGUCCACCAGCACACCUGUUACAGAUGAUAGGAGGGCAGACACCACUCACACUUCCCUUAUUGCCAAUGGAGACACCGCCAAAGUUCCAAAACCAAACAACAACCCGAAAGAGACAGAUGGAAAAAGAGAGGGAUAUGGAGAGAUAGAAGGAGAUAAUGAUAGAGAGGGAGAUGAUAACUUAAAGACCGUUUCUAAUCACCUCCACCCCUCUCCGUCCUCUCCUGGCUCACUGAACAGUCACAUGGCCUUGAUAUACUCCUGGAACUCCUGCAAGAUACUCAAAUGCCCCAAAUGUAACUGGCACUACAAGUCCCAGCAGACACUGCAUGCCCACCUCAGAGAAAAACACCCUGCAUCUGGGGGCUUGUGUGUGUGUGUGGGGGGGCUCGGGGGAGAAGUGUGUGUGUGGAGGGUCAAGGGGUGUGUGUGUGUACUGUAGCACGGGGAAGGCCCACCCUCGUCUGUCCCGGGGAGAGAGUUAUGUCUGUGAGUACAAGCCCUACCUCUGUGGUGUGUGGGAUUACACAACCUCCUCUAAAGGAAACCUCAGCAUACACAUGCAGUCAGACAAACACCUCAGCAACGUACAGGUAGCAGGACACACACACCCUGCGCACGGCACACACACACACACUCCGCACACAAUGGGGGCUACACUGUCAGAGACACGGCAGGCGAACAGGGCUACGGACGCACACACCCCACAGUCACACAGCCCCCUGCACACACAACACACCCUACCCCAGCCAGCCCCCUUCCCAGGGUAAGAGGUGGCGGUGUGAGGUGUGUGAUUAUGAGACCAGCAUUGCCCGGAAUCUUUGCAUACACAUCACCAGCGAGAAACACAUGCCUAACGUGCUGCGCCUGAAACAAACACACAACGUGUUGCAGAGAAGCUACUACCUGGCCCACUGCAGGUGUCUGCCUCCUCAACUCACACACAGCAUAGGGGAGAGACCACACACACACAUACUCAAUAACUGUUCUGUUGGGCUCUGUUCACUGGCACAUCAAGUUAGGUUGAUAGUUGAUUAUAUCCAUGCUUAUAUGUACAGUAUGUUUUCUCACGGCCUGUUUGUGUGCUGUGUAUUCUAAGUGGGGAACAGUCUUUGGAUAUGCAUCAACUAUCAGCAGAGGAGCCAGUCGCCCCGGAUUCAAUCCUGAACCCCUCCCCCUCUCAUCCUCCCUCCUCCUCACCAUCCCCUUCUCCCCCUCCUCCACUGUCUCUCUCCCCCUCUUCUCCUCUUUCCUGUGGUGUGUUCCAGUGCCUGGUGUGUUCCAGUUUCUCCUCUGACAGUCUGGAGUCUCUUAUGUCUCACCUGAGUGCCCCCUGCUCCCUGCCCCAGUCUGAGUGGCGCUCUCUGGUGGCUGGAGGCUGCUACUGCAGGCUGUGUGGCUACAGCACCCCCCUCAGGGCUAACUUCACCCUGCACUGCCAGACAGACAGACACAGGGCCCAGUACCAGCUGGCUUCCCACCUCUGGGAGAAGGGGGAGGCCGGGGACAGGGAGGAAUUUGGGAAGUUGGUUGCUACAGGCAACCCAGUUCAGCUGAAGUGUAACUUGUGUGACUUCCAGACCACCAGCUUGGAGAAACUGAAAAUACACAGCAUCAACACCCAACACCAGGCCAGCCUCAGAGUCUACAGGUUCUUACAGCAGUAUGACAGUGCAGUAGAUGGAGGGUCCUGGUUGUUCCACUGUGUCCUGUGUAACUACUCCUCCUGUUCUAAACUCCACCUAUUGAGACAUACCCACUCCCCUGGUCAUCAGAAGAGGGAGCUUCAUUACUUGCAGUUAGUGAGAGGGAGGAGCCUGGAGGAAGGGGAGGGGCUAGCGGCUACUUUCACCAUUAGGAAGUGUCCCAGUCCUGAGACAGGUGGAUGCAUUGAGGAGGAGGGGGAGAAGAGAGAUUCCCUUUCUCCAGCCAAGCGAUCGUUCUCUGGGUUGGAGGAGACACAGAGCCCCCUCUCUCCCAAACGCCCCAGAACAGACCAGCGCUCUACUCACCAACAGGCUACUGGCAAGUGCCCACUGUGCCAGGACACACUGGUAUACACACACCUGAGACGCCACCUCAUACUCACACACAGUGUGGUCCAGGACUGUGUGGACAAGCUCAUGAGUGUGGUGGCAGUGGAGCUGCCAGAUAUUCUGCAGAAAGAGACACUGCAGAUGGAGUCCCACUCAAAUAUAAAGGAAUCUCAAACAAACGAUUGCAACACAAACAGCUCUUACACGAAGGAAUCCCUCACAAACGAGUCUCAAACAAACGACUACCAUACAAAAAAAGAAAAAGUAAUCACCGCCAAAGAUGUCCCUGCUCUUCUGACUCCUCCCUGUGAGGACCAGCACCCAGCAGAGGACAACACCUCUCACCUCCUUGAGUCCCCCAGCUCUCCCCCUUCCCCACCCACUCUUUCCUCUCUCUCCCCCAGCAUCCUCCCUUCAUCCACCUUACCCCUGUCUCCUCCCAGUGAUGCCCCUCCCCCCUCUGAUUGUCAUGGUUACAGGUUUCGCUGCGGCAGGUGCAGUCUAGCGGUUCGAAGGCAGAACCACGCCAUGAGGGCGGCGACAGAGUGCCACCUCUGCCCCAGACGGUGCCGCAGCCAAGAGGCCCUGCAGAGACACCUGCUCAACACACACCUACAGGGUACAUACCCUGACCAGAGUGGAGCACACAUCCAACAACCAAUCAGCCUGGAGGGGGAGGAAGAGGAGGGGGAAAGUAGGAGUGAAGAAGAGACAGGUAAGAAAGAGGAAGAUGAUGAGGAGGGGGAGGGAGAGCGGGGAAAGGGAGAGGAUGAAAAGGAUGACCCAGAUGAGGAGGAGGAGAGGCCCAGUUCAGGGGUUGGUGACAGUGACCAGGGUUCAAGGCAGCAGGAGGAGGAGGAGGCAGGGUCAGAACCCAACCCCUUCAGCAAGGGCUCCAACCCCACUCUGGAGCGUUUUUUGGACCCGGCUCAGCCCUACAAGUGUUCCUUCUGCUGUGAGUCCUUCACUCAGAGAUCCAUCCUGCCGGUCCUCUAUAACUCUCUGUCCCACCGUGCCAGAGCCAGAUGGGUCCUGCAGGACUCCAGACCCAGUUCCCCUGACACCCGCUGCAGCCCGGACCCAAGUUCCUACCGCUGCAGAAUGUGUCGGGUGGCUUACAGCCAGAGUUCCGCCCUGGACAUUCACCUCCGCUCUGUACUGCACCAGACACGAGCCCGUGGAGCUCGGACCCAGCUAUCACUGAAACCCCACACCCUCCAAACCCUAGUUCCAGCCUUGGUUCAGACCACUGCCUCCAGCCGUUCACCAGGGGGAGGAGAGGUAUCUACCAGGGGCAGCCCCCCAACAGCCACCAGAUCAGCCCCUUCCUCCCCAAGUCCCUGUUCCUCCCUCAGUGAAGCCCAGCUGAGUGUGGGUGUCUCUGGGAAGGUUGAGGGCCACCAGGCUAAGAGGCGGAGAGUAGAGGACCUGACAGCAUCUGGAGGACAGCAGGACCUAACGUUACUCCAACAGCAGUUAGCCCAGGCCCAGAUGCUACAACAGCAACAUAAGUUAGCCCAGGCCCAUAUACAGGAACACACAGUCCUCCUCCAGCCCCAGCUUUUUAGUCCAACACUGCUCCCGCACCUCCCCUUACUGCAGCAGAACCUCUUAAAGCAGUUCCUCCCUUCAGCAGCAGAGAGUCUCCAACAGAGGAACCUCCUCUCUCCACUCCAGUUCUCCCCAGACAGCCUGUUUUCUCUACAGCAGCAGAUGCUCCAGUCCUUCUACCUCUCUGGAGAUCUGCAGCUCAACCCUAACAUGAACAUUAGUCAGAUCACCUCAGCCCUCUCCCUCCAGACCAUCGCUGCCCUCUCCUCUCAGACAAAUGGGCUUAAACAUCCCUCUCCAAAGCUGGUGACAACUAGCAUCCAGUCUCCAGCCCAGCCCCCGAAAUGUGAGACCCAGGCUGAGACAGCUGACAGUGACUCCCCCCUUCACCAGAUGGAGAAAGAGUCAAAUCCAUCCUCAUCUCCUGAGGGAGGUGGAGAGAUGCAGGAGAGUGAGAAGAGGGAUGGAGCAGAGAAGGCCCUCAGAGUUCUGCUGGAGAGAUAUGGCUGGGAGCUGGCCCUGCAAUCCAAUCAGAGCAGACAGAGACAGCAGAACAGAGAGAUGGAGGGAUGCCUGGAGGACGAGAAGCAGUAUGGAGAAUGUGGGAAGCUGUUCUCUGACUCUCUGAUCCUGAAGAGCCAUCAGGAGUUUGUUCACCAGCAAAUGAUCUCUCCGGUAGUGUUGGAGACGUUCUCCAGACAGUAUGACUGCCUCUACCCCCUCACACCCUUCCCAGUGGGGGACAACGAUAAUACUGUUGUUGCACAUCUAACCCCAGCCACAGCACUUGUACUUGCACCCUUACCCCCAGCACCAGUCUCAGAUUCAAUCUUUGACCAAGCCCAAUCCCUCUCCCAAGCCUCCAUAGUUCCAGAUCAAGCUGUACCCACCAUACCGGCAUCUGUACCUGUAACCUUGUCCACAGACCAAGCCCCAGUUAAUUCCUUCUGCCCAGCCCAAGCUUCACCAACACCCUCUCCUCCACCCUCUUCCCAAACACAACCACUUCCAGAGCAGCAGCAGGACACUACAACAUCGACAACCACCCCUGCCCCCUCUCCAACUAUCAUACCCCAGUCCAAUCUCUCCAUGCAUUUCCCCUUAUCCCAACUCCCCCUGCCCCCUCUUCCUUUACCAAGCCUCCCCACUCUUCCCUUCCCCAUAGACCUCUCUCUCCUCCCCCUUGGUCUAAUGCAGCCCAUAAUACUCCAGUCUAUGCUUCAGUACCAGUCCCUGUUAUCAUCUGGCCACCAACCACCCCUAUCCCUAUUCACCAACGCUCACUCCAUCCACAAAGCAUCUCUACCCUCAUACACUAACACACACUGUGAUCCUAGUCCAUCUCUACCCUCAUACACGAACACACACUGUGCUCCUAGCCCAUCUCUAACCUCAUACACGAACACACACUGUGCUCCUAGUCCAUCUCUAACCUCAUACACGAACACACACUGUGCUCCUAGUCCAUCUCUAACCUCAUACACGAACACACACUGUGCUCCUAGUCCAUCUCUAACCUCAUACACAAACACACACUGUGCUCCUAGCCCAUCCCUGCCCUUUCUGAAGCGUAGGCUGGAGGAAGGGACAGCGGUAACGCCUAUGAGGGAUGUGAUGGACGGUGAGAGAGAGGAAGAGGGUGAUGAGCAGAGGAGGGCUAGGCGCCAGAGGACCACCAUCAGUUCGGAGCAGCUAGAGGUUCUGUACCAGCGCUACAGUCUGAACUCCAACCCAACCCGCUCUGUACUGGAGGGCAUCACCAGGGACACAGGCCUGAAGAAACGUGUAGUGCAGGUAUGGUUCCAGAACACCAGGGCUCGUCAGAGGAAGGGCCAGCUCCAGACCCUGGGGAGAGGAGGAGGUCUGUGUCUGGGUGAGAACAACAGGCGCUGUCCGUUCUGCAGGGCUCUCUUCAAGGCUCAGAACGCCCUGGACGCCCAUGUCAGGGCCCACCACUGUUCACAGACUGACAGAGCUGCCUAUGGCUCAUUUAAUCAGAUGGGUCCUGCAGGUGACUCCAGCUUCUCUCACAACCAUUGAUCCUACAGAGACAGAGAGGGUCACUCUCUCUCCAUCCAGCCUUUUCCCUUUCUCUCCCAGCAUCCUCCUCUCUCUCCCUCCCUCCAUCCCUCCCCAAGCCCAUGGGGCGUCCCCACUGAGAGAAAAUACAUUUCUGGGAAAACCGAUUUGUCCUUUGACCUGAACAAACCCCAAAUUGAACUGUAGCAAUCUGUUGUCUCUGGGAUACAAUUAUGGAAUGGCGAGCUUCAACGUUCAAGACUGUGACCAGAACACCAGUCCAAGUCUGUCUGAGUGUGGAUAGGCAUGUACCGAGACAGCAGCAGAGGCCGCGUACCCAGAUGACCCACCAGCAGGUUGCCUAACUCCGUCUGCUACAGGGAGCAAUCCAGCCCCCUGCGGUGUGAGGGCCUGGCAUGCAGGGUAGUGCAGGUGUGGUUUCAGAAUAACCGGGCCAAAGAGAAGAGGGCCAUGAGCCUUAGAGUCGACCCAACCACAGGAUAGAGAGAGACUGCAGAGGACAGGGGAGAGAACACACAGCCAUGAACCAAGUGCACGUCAGUCACAACAAUGAACCAACCACAGACACAGCCAUGAACCAACCUCACAAAGAGCCAUGAACCAACCACAUGCCCAAGAAGCCAAAGAGCAUUCUACCAGUGUACCUCAUCCCCUCCUCAGCCCCAAAACAUCACAGGGCAUACCUCCUAGAGCUUUAAGUCACAACUCCUCUGUUCCUCCCUCUCUCCUCUCCUGUCCUUUCUUCCAACCGAUACCUCAGGAGUUAACCCCUCCAUGCCAACAGAUGUCCCUGUCGAGACCAUAUCAUCUGGAGAAUCAGGAAAUGGUAUGUAAUCUUCCCACUUCUGUUUAAAGACUUUACUAGUGUUGUAGUUCUGUUGCAAGUACGAACAGAUUCUAUCAAGAUAGUCCAAGACGUUUGGUGUAUAGAAAGAAAGAAACAAAAGCCGCUACGGAAAACAAAAAUAAAGAAUAUUCUUCACAAAGAGCUUCUGCAAAGACCGGCUUGGAUUCCAAAGCUUGUAACCAAAACCUUACAUGUCCUUGGAUUGUGUUGUCAGCAUGGUGGUUUUCAUUUCCUGAACUGCAGUACAGACCAUACAGUGAAGGGUAGAUCUGAGACCGGUGUAGUACUAGGUGUGCGGCAAAAGACUGACUGGCCUAUGUGGUGCCGAAGCAGACCUCAACCUUCUCAAGCCAAUGGUGACUCUAUUGCACAUGUACAUGUUCCGUAGGUGGAUAAUAGGCCAAAUAGCACUGAGAGAAGUCCACUUUGUCCUUUAAGAGAGACGUCAUAUAAGAAGCUAUUUUGAUCAUGUCCAACCAAUAUAUGUCACAACCACUCCAACCAAACACUACACAACAUUGUUUAGUAAAUGUUAAUGAAUAUGAAUAUUCUGGAUUGACGGUUGUUGUUAUGCUUUGAUAAGACAAGUGCUGUUUUGUGGUUUAUGAGAACAUAAUGUAGGUGUUAUGAUGUGGAGUUUAGGGAAGAUGUUACCACGCACUCUAACCAUCUCUCUCUCUGUGUAUGACGUCUUCUUACUCUCUCUGCAUUAAUAUUACUGUAGUAAUUAUGAUAAUAACAACAGUAAUAACUAUGCUAAUAUAUCAUGCUUUAAAACACAACCCAAAGACAUAAUAGCACUGUAAUCAUUGGUGCAUAAAGCCCACAAAAACAACUUGAUAAUGUAUCAUUGAAUGAUGGAAAGAAGAGAGACUGUAUACGAACUGCUGUAUCUGCCUCUUCACCAGGCCACUGGUGACUGUAUACUGAAAUCUCCAUGCAACCUACUGCUGUACUAGGAUGGAGUAGCACUUCUCAAAGCCAAACUCCCCAGGCCCUAGUGCACUGGGUAGAAGAGUACUCAGUACGGAACCAACCCCCAGCCCCUAGUGCACUGGGUAGAAGAGUACUCAGUACGGAACCAACCCCCAGCCCCUAGUGCACUGGGUAGAAGAGUACUCAGUAGGGAACCAAACCCCAGACCCUAGUGUACUUAGUAGAAUAGUACUCAGUAGGGAACCAAACCCCAGCCCCUAGUGUACUUAGUAAAAGUACUCUACUCAGUAGGGAACCAAACCCCAGCCCCUAGUGUACUUAGUAAAAGUACUCUACUCAGUAGGGAACCAAACCCCAGCUCCUAGUGUACUUAGUAGAAGAGUACUCGGUAGGGAACCAAACCCCAGCCCCUAGUGUACUUAGUAGAAUAGUACUCAGUAGGGAACCAAACCCAGCCCCUAGUGUACUUAGUAGAAGAGUACUCAGUAGGGAACCAAACCCCAGCCCCUAGUGUACUUAGUAGAAGAGUACUCAGUAGGGAACCAAACCCCAGUCCCUAGUGUACUUAGUAAAGGUACUCUACUCAGUAGGGAACCAAACCCCAGCUCCUAGUGUAAUCAGUAGGGAACUACUUCAGAGCCAUUGCAGUAGAGUGGUUGAAAUUCUUUCCUCCUCGAUGUAACCAACCAGAUAGAUUGUUUCAGCUCAGUCUUUGAGGACGUCCAGUUUGCUGCUCAGUCUUUGAGGACGUCCAGUUUGCUGCUCAGUCUUUGAGGACAUCCAGUUUGCUGCUCAGUCUUUGAGGACGUCCAGUUUGCUGCUCAGUCUUCGAGGACGUCCAGUUUGCUGCUCAGUCUUCGAGGACGUCCAGUUUGCUGCUCAGUCUUUGAGGACGUCCAGUUUGCUGCUCAGUCUUCGAGGACGUCCAGUUUGCUGCUCAGUCUUUGAGGACGUCCAGUUUGCUGCUCAGUCUUCGAGGACGUCCAGUUUGCUGCUCAGUCUUUGAGGACGUCCAGUUUGCUGCUCAGUCUUCGAGGACGUCCAGUUUGCUGCUCAGUCUUCGAGGACGUCCAGUUUGCUGCUCAGUCUUCGAGGACGUCCAGUUUGCUGCUCAGUCUUUGAGGACGUCCAGUUUGCUGCUCAGUCUUCGAGGACGUCCAGUUUGCUGCUCAGUCUUCGAGGACGUCCAGUUUGCUGCUAACGUAUUUUGAAAUAUUGCAAUAACUGUUAUAACAUCCAUGAUGCAGUUUAUAACCUGACCUUUAAUUCUGAUGUUAUCAAAGAGAUACUUGGGGCUCCAGUAUUUACUCAUUAAUGAAUUACUAUGUGACAGUGGUUUCUAAACAAAGCUACAAAGAAAAUACUUCUAUACUAAAGAUCCUGCAUAGCUAUGCUUUGCAGGUUGGAUUGUAUCUAGCCCUAAACCUUCCACAGGUCUGUGUACCAGUCUGUUUCUGCUCUUGUGUCACUGGCUUGUUUAGUCAUGUAGCUAGCCAUGUUUGUCUCUGCUUUAGGCCAGGCAACAAUGUAGCCAUGUAGUGACAUAGACACGUAUCCAUGCAGCCAUGUAGCUGAGUAGCCACAUAGUCAUGUAGCCACAUAGAUUGUAACAAUGUAGCCAUGCAGCGGAACUGGACACAGAAACCAGGCUAAUCUUCCAAAGAAUGCUAACUAACCCAGUUCUAGCUCUAAAACCAACCACAAUACCAAUGAUCUUUUUCUGUACUGAAAUUCCAAAUAAUGUACUACAUGGCAGUUAUGUACAUAUUGUUGUUUUGUUCCUUUUCCUCAUUUUAUCAUUUAACUGUAAGAUGUAAAUAUUGUUUUUUAUUGUUCCCGGAGGCUGUUGCCAUAGUGAUAACCAAAAUAUACCUGUUUUGUGCACCUGUCCCAGUCUCUUUCACCAGUGGUUGUUUGUUCGUUCUCCCCAGUUCUCCUACAGAUGUUUUCUCCCCCUCCCCACUCAAUAGCCACUGAGGUAAAUAAAGUCUGGUUUGGUGUACAUAUUUUCCUUGUGCGUGUGUGGCCGAUGUGAAAUGGCUAGCUCGUUAGCGGUGGGUGCGCGCUAAUAGUGUUUCAGUCGGUGACGUCACUCGCUCUGAGACCUAGAAGUAGGGCCGCGGCUUUUGUGGAGCGAUGGGUAACGAUGCUUCGAGGGUGACUGUUGAUGUGUGCAGAGGAUCCCUGGUUCGAGCCCAGUUUGGGGCGAGGAGCGUGCUUGUGUUUCAUUUGCCUGUCCCCACAAGGAAAAAGGCUAUUUUAGGAUUAGAAUUAGAGUUAUAAAUUGGGGUUAAGGGUUAUAAUUAGGGGUUAGGAAAAAAUAGGGCUUUGAAAGGGAAUCCAUUUUGUUUGGUCCCCACAAUGAUAGUAAAACAAACUGUGUAAGUACAUCAGUGACAUCCAGCCAGUUGACUUUCCUUUGUGAAUAAAUUAUAUGAUGAAUAUUAAUGACCUCGCAUGAAUUAAACUGCUGCUAAUGCUGGGAUGGGUAUGGUGGAGGGGGGUUGAAGUAUGGGGAGGGUAUAUGUGUGUGUGUAGGGUGUAUAUAAUGUUUAUUACCUACCUGUGUAUGCAUAUUUGAUGCUGUGGGGUUACAGGAAGGAGGUUUAAGGAGGGGGGAUAGUAGGAUGUAAUGUCAUGCACUGGAAUAUCAGCGAUCCUGGGGGAGGGGUCAGGGAGAGAGAAUAGAGAGGGGGGGAGAGACCAGAAGGGUUAUAAUGUCAUUGGUAUUGUUGUGUAUGUAGGCUCAUUUAGAUUUAAAUUGGUUCUGUGUGAGCAGAGGAGAAAAGCCAGUUCAUGUUUAUUCAUGAGUCUCUUGGCUCAGCCACCAGUUAAAGACACAGGACUCUGUUUUCACUGAUAACACCCCCACUCCAGCCUCAACCCCUGCACUAGCAGAUUAUUUUUCAUGA
Molecule: messenger RNA, 10701 nt
Organism: Oncorhynchus mykiss (rainbow trout)
Lineage: Eukaryota; Metazoa; Chordata; Actinopteri; Salmoniformes; Salmonidae
Product: zinc finger homeobox protein 3
Biological process (GO): regulation of neuron differentiation; regulation of transcription by RNA polymerase II
Cellular component (GO): nucleus
Molecular function (GO): DNA-binding transcription factor activity, RNA polymerase II-specific; RNA polymerase II cis-regulatory region sequence-specific DNA binding
Source: RefSeq, a predicted model, not a curated record